GGAAGAGAUGGAGGAGGGGUCCUGACAGGGAGGCAGGCGCCGGGCUGCGUUUCUUCCCGCGAGGGCCUCCCCUUCCGACUGCCCGGGCCAGCUGCUCUGCCCCGACGUGCUGCGCCUUGCAGGGCGCCGUUUGGAAACUCCCGCUGCGGCUGGCUCCCUUUGCUCCAUUUUGCACACACGGCGUGUCUCUGUGCUUCCCCCCCACACACACGCCUGUUAUUCCCAGCCAGGCUGACGCUUCCUCCCCGAAUUAAUUCCUCCCCACUCCUUUUUCCCCAGAGAUGUCCCGGAGAAGGGAGGGAGCCAGCGAGUGAACGAGCUCUGGCGUGACGGGUUUGCCGAAAGCAGAUGUCAUUUAAGAAGGCUUCUGAAGACUUAUUUCUGGAGGAGAAUAAAUUCAAACAGGAUUGUGCUGAAUUUAUCAAAUGCUCACAACAAAUGGGAGACAAUUGGCAGUGGAUAAAUGUAAAGGACUCUGUGGAUGGUUACAUGAGUAAAACACACUUUGAACUGAAACGUGAAGGCAUCCCUUCAGAUAGAGGAGAAAUUAAAACUGGAGAAUUAACAUGUACACAUAUUGAGGACGGUCCAGAGGACUCACAAGUGGCUGGAAUUUCUACAGCAUCGGAGGUGAUUCGCUAUGAAUACCAUGUUUUGUAUUCCUGCAGUUACCAAGCUCCUGUACUUUAUUUUCGGGCAUGUUUUUUAGAUGGAAGGCCUUUAACUUUAGAUGAAAUAUGGGAAGGCGUACAUGAAUGCUACAGGGAACGCCUCUGGCAGGGGCCAUGGGAAACCAUCACACAACAGGAACAUCCAUUACUUGGACAGCCUUUCUUUGUACUUCAUCCUUGUCGGACAAAUGAAUUCAUGGCUUCUGUUUUAUCAAGUUCACAUAAACAAAACAGGAAUGCAAAUUACAUAAUCACCUGGCUGAGUAUUGUAGGCCCAGUUGUGGGUCUCAUUCUGCCUCUAGAUUACGCAAAACUCAAUUCUGAGCAGAGGAUGAGUGCUGAUUAAAAAGAUUUUGUACAGAAACACGGUUAAUGGUAGAGUAUGAUUGUACAAUUCCAAUGAUGUGGUUGAUCUCAUUCUUGAAACUAAAGACAACUGCAAGUCGAACGAUCUGUUGAAAUCACCAUGAGAUGUUUCACUGGAGACCCUGUUUCACUGAUGUGACAAACAAAUCUAUGAAAGAGUUCUAACUGGAACAUAAUAUAUAAUCCCAUUGGGAAGCAAACAUUGAUUUGUAUAAUGGUUUGUUGAACUAUUAUUUCCCACAAACUGAUAGAAUAACUGUUUUAGGACAACUUGUGGGGAAAGUAGCAGCUGCCAAAAAGGAUCUCUCUGCCUUUACUGUAUGGAAUGGAAUAAUGUUUUGCAAAUUGUUCCUUUGUUCCUAUUUUCGCUGAGCAAGACCUGUUAGCUAAAAAUACACAGAUUGCUCUGCACAUUGCAUAACAUAUGUGUCUUGAUAAAUUAGUAUGCAGUUUCUACAUUGAUGUAUGGAUCACACAGAGGCACAAUCUACAUGCACCUAUAUAGAAACCGACAAUUGGCCAUAACCUCCCCACCCAAUGUAUGCAUAAUAAUUUACACGCAGCAGUUCACACAUAGAAUCCAACUAUAUUUGAAAGUGGCCUGCUUGGUUUGUCACGUCUGCCCUGAUGAUGGGAAAAAUGGCAAAGCUAUAAAGUUAUAAUGUAAACUUGCCCCAGAAAGAUCUCAUGUUUUCCCUGCCUUACCAUUUUCUUUUCCUUGGCUCUAAUACUAGAACUGAGCAGGAGAGGAAGAAAGAUUUCACUCAACCAUAUGUCCCCUUGAUGCUAAAAUCUGGGUGGGUGGGUGAGAGUGGGGCAAUGUAAACUAAAAUAAAA
Molecule: messenger RNA, 1874 nt
Organism: Pogona vitticeps (central bearded dragon)
Lineage: Eukaryota; Metazoa; Chordata; Lepidosauria; Squamata; Agamidae
Source: RefSeq, a predicted model, not a curated record